Messenger RNA from Miscanthus lutarioriparius, 426 nucleotides. Lineage: Eukaryota; Viridiplantae; Streptophyta; Magnoliopsida; Poales; Poaceae. The record is from the annotation of a GenBank genome assembly.
AUGGCGGUGACCGCGCGGCUCGGCGCCGUCGUGGCGUGCGUCGUCUUGGCGGCCGUGGCGGUGGCGCCGCGGCCGGCGGCGGGGAUCCUUGACCCGGUCGACUUCCUGGCGCUGCAGGCCGUGCGGCGGUCGUUGGACGACAUGCCCGGCUCCGAGUUCUUCGACGGCUGGGACUUCACCGCCGAUCCGUGCGGGUUCCCCGGCGUGUUCUGCGACGGGGACAGGGUGGCGGCUGGACCCAGUGCUGGGCCGGCUGUCCGCGCUCACCGAGCUCUCGCUCGUGCCCGGGCACGUCGAGGGGGAGCUCCCGGCGUCGCUUGCGUCGUGCUCAAAUCUCCGCUUCCUGGAGGUCAGCAAGAACCUCCCCUAGGCUCGGAGUCCUGCUGCGCGGCAGGCUUGGAGGCGCAAACGGCUGUCCGAGCCUGA